UAGCGUCGCCCGUCGCCAAGCGUCGCGUCCAUUUAAACCACGCAGUCGCCUCGUGAGGGAUUCACGCGGCAUUGGCAGUAUUGGCACUUGGCACGCUGAUCGACGCGUAUCCCACGUAUCCUAGGCGUCGACAGAAGCUGGCUCGAUAAAAUUGAGCUUUUCCAGCGGCCGGUCGUGCGCUCCGAGGACACGCAGCAUUCACCCGUCAUGUCACACUUGAGAUUCAUGAAGGAGCUUGAUAAUCUGACCCGCAUGGACGACGCGAUCAAAGGUGCGGUCCCACGAUGGCAAAAGAAAUGCAUGGAGACGUCGAAUUUGAGUGUGAAUAUCAGCUUGAACUCGUCGAAGAAAGUUACGGGCUGCUCUUUCACCAGCAGUACAUCAGGGAAGACCCCGACAAAGAGGAGCGACUGCAAAACUAAGAAAACUCCCUCCAAAUGCACCAAAAAAUCGCCAAGUCGAGCUACCACCCCAGCCAAGACGCCCAACGGCGGUGACAGAUUCAUCCCGUCGAGAGCCACAACUAAUUUUGAAUUAAGUCACUUCAAAAUUCUUCAGCAACAGAAUGCCGAACAAGAUAGAGACCGAGCCGACAGAACGAGCCCCACGAAACGGGAGAUGCAGCGUCUCAUAGGAGAGAAUCUUCACGGUGGCGACAUAAACAAUACGAGGGUUUUGUCUUAUCAGGUUAAAGCACCAGCGCCGCCGGAAGGAUAUCAGAAUCCCCUCAAGGUCCUGUACAGUCAAACUAAGACGCCGGCUAGCGUCAGAGCUUCCACGAGAUACAUACCGCAGGCCCCUGACAGAAUAUUGGACGCGCCUGAAAUUAUCGAUGAUUACUAUCUAAACUUGGUGGAUUGGUCGAACAAUAAUAUCCUGGCCGUGGCGUUAGGCGCUAACGUUUACUUGUGGAACGCCGGAACUGGUACUAUAGAGCAACUAUUUGAAUUGGAGGCGAACGACUAUGUGUGUUCCGUCGCGUGGAUUCAGGAAGGUCCAUAUUUGGCAGUGGGUACCACAGGAGGCAAUACAGAAUUGUGGGAUUGCAGUCAGAUGAAGAGAAUGCGCGUCAUGAACGGACAUGUAGCCAGAGUCGGUUCUCUCUCCUGGAAUUCUCAUAUACUAUCAAGCGGUUGCAGGUCUGGUAAAAUAGUGCAUCACGACGUCAGAGAACGAGAUCAUUUGAUCGCGACUAUAAACGCACACGCUCAAGAAGUGUGCGGCUUGAAGUGGUCGCCCGAUGGGCAGUAUCUGGCGAGUGGCGGCAACGACAACAUGCUACAAAUCUGGUCGUCGAUCACCGGACAAAGGCACUCUCAGACACAACCCAUUUAUUCAUUCAAUCAUCAUCAAGCUGCCGUAAAAGCGCUUGCUUGGUGCCCUUGGCAAAGUAAUGUACUCGCGAGCGGUGGCGGUACCGCCGAUCGUACCAUUAGGUUUUGGAAUUGCAACGUAGGUAGCUGUUUGAAUACGAUAGACACCAAGUCUCAGGUAUGCGCAUUAUUGUGGUCUACGAACUACAAAGAGAUCGUUUCUGGGCACGGAUACGCGCAAAAUCAGCUGACAAUCUGGAAAUACCCGAUGAUGACGAAGAUCGCGGAACUUACCGGACAUACCAGUCGCGUAUUGCAUUUAGCCAUGUCGCCGGACGGAACUACGGUGCUCAGCGCCGGUGCCGAUGAAACGUUAAGGCUCUGGAAGUGUUUCCAAAUGGACCCGCAGAAAAAGAAAGACUGUAGCGACGUAAAAUCAGUCGCAUCUAGACUUAAACAAUCGAUUCGAUAAAAUAGACACGUAGCGCAUGUUGCUCAACAAUUAUUUCAGUAUUUAUUUUUCUAACCGAUUAUACGCGAUCGGUAUAUAAUAUAAGAAUAGAAAUAGUAUAAAUAUAUGACAAGGUCGGUCGUUGUCGAACGUAGAAACAUUGACAUAUCGAAUUAAUUGAUGAAACGUCUAUUUUAUACAGAAGCAAAAAAAAGAAUGUAAAACAUUUUAUAUCAAGAAAUACGGGUUGUAUGUGGGAUGCAUGCGUGACUGGUGGAGAAAGUAGAUAUAAUAAUCUAUUGUUAAAUAAUUUGAAGUACAAAACAAGCUUUGCAUCAGCGUAGCAUGUCUCUUUUAUUACAAUGAAAAUUCAGGUUCUAUACGGUACGAUCGUUUCUAGAGUAAUGAUAAAUGUAAGCAAU
Temnothorax curvispinosus is the source of this 2186-nucleotide messenger RNA. RefSeq names its product cell division cycle protein 20 homolog (gene fzy). The transcript is spliced from 8 exons. Gene Ontology annotation, cellular component: anaphase-promoting complex. The record is from RefSeq and is a predicted model, not a curated record. Gene Ontology annotation, molecular function: ubiquitin ligase activator activity; protein binding; anaphase-promoting complex binding. Gene Ontology annotation, biological process: positive regulation of anaphase-promoting complex-dependent catabolic process; positive regulation of ubiquitin protein ligase activity; anaphase-promoting complex-dependent catabolic process. Lineage: Eukaryota; Metazoa; Arthropoda; Insecta; Hymenoptera; Formicidae. The coding region runs from base 208 to 1785 and encodes 525 amino acids.